This is a messenger RNA of Saccostrea echinata, 1250 nucleotides long. Its product is annotated as large ribosomal subunit protein uL3-like. Gene Ontology annotation, cellular component: cytosolic large ribosomal subunit; ribosome. The transcript is spliced from 7 exons. NCBI's taxonomy places the organism in Eukaryota, Metazoa, Mollusca, Bivalvia, Ostreida, Ostreidae. The coding region runs from base 164 to 1213 and encodes 349 amino acids. Gene Ontology annotation, molecular function: RNA binding; structural constituent of ribosome. The record is from RefSeq and is a predicted model, not a curated record. Gene Ontology annotation, biological process: translation; ribosomal large subunit assembly.
GAUUUUAUAGUCUCAUCGGAAGUUUUCGGCACCUCGCCACGGAUCUAAGGCGUUCCUCCCUAAGAAGCGCUCUAGGCGCCACAGGGGAAAAUGCAAGGCUUUCCCAAAGGACAACAAAUCUAAGCCCUGUCAUUUGACUGCAUUCUUGGGUUAUAAAGCUGGAAUGACCCACAUAGUGAGGGAGGUGGAUAGACCAGGAUCCAAGUCCAACAAGAAGGAGAUCGUAGAGGCAGUCACUAUCAUCGAGACUCCCCCCAUGAUGAUUGUUGGUGUUGUUGGUUACAUUGAGACCCCCAACGGUUUGAGACCUUUCAAAACCAUCUUUGCUGAGCACCUGAGUGAAGAUUGCCGACGACGAUUCUAUAAGAACUGGUACCGUGCCAAGAAGAAGGCCUUCACCAAGUACUCCAAGAAAUGGCAGGACGAGGAAGGCAAGAAGGAGAUUGACCGAGACUUCGCCAAGAUGAAGAAGUACUGCAAGGUCAUUCGUGUCAUUGCCCAUACUCAGAUGAAACUGCUGAAGAAGCGCCAAAAGAAGGCCCAUGUGAUGGAAAUCCAGGUCAAUGGAGGAACAGUCAGUCAGAAAGUGGACUGGGCCAAAGAAAAGAUGGAGAAGGCUGUCCCUAUAGACCAAGUCUUUGCCCAGGACGAGAACAUUGACUGCAUUGGAGUCACCAGAGGACGUGGUUUCAAAGGUGUAACAUCUAGGUGGCACACCAAGAAACUGCCAAGGAAGACCCACAAAGGUCUGCGCAAGGUUGCUUGUAUUGGAGCUUGGCAUCCGAGUCGAGUCCAGUUCAGUGUGGCCCGAGCUGGACAGAAAGGAUACCAUCAUCGUACAGAGAUUAACAAGAAGAUUUACCGCAUCGGCAAAGGCAUCCAUACAAAGGAUGGCAAGGUGAUCAGAAACAAUGGAGCCACAGAGUAUGACCCCGCUGAGAAGACCAUCACUCCCAUGGGAGGCUUCCCUCAUUAUGGAGAGGUCAACCAGGACUUUGUCAUGAUUAAGGGCUGCUGCAUGGGAUCUAGGAAGAGAGUUAUCACCCUUAGAAAGUCCUUGCUGACAACAUUCAGAAAGAAGGCCAUGGAGAAGAUCACACUAAAAUUCAUUGAUACCUCCAGCAAAUACGGACAUGGACGUUUCCAGACCUUCGAGGAGAAGAGAAACUUCAUGGGUCCCCUGAAGAAGGAUGCCCAGAAAGAGGCUGCCUAAAUGUGAAAGGACUGGAAAUAAAUGUCUGGAUAAUAAA